Fusarium coffeatum is the source of this 882-nucleotide messenger RNA. RefSeq lists its product as uncharacterized. Gene Ontology annotation, molecular function: oxidoreductase activity, acting on NAD(P)H, oxygen as acceptor. The record is from RefSeq and is a predicted model, not a curated record. Bases 1 to 882 code for a protein of 293 amino acids. The transcript is spliced from 2 exons. Gene Ontology annotation, cellular component: intracellular anatomical structure. Lineage: Eukaryota; Fungi; Ascomycota; Sordariomycetes; Hypocreales; Nectriaceae.
AUGGCCCCCGCUAUCGUCUCAGACAUCGAGCUCCCGGCCAACGUGCCCGAAACCCAAGAGACACCCGCCUCAAGAGCAUCAACCUACAAGCUCUUCUCACUGGAGAACAAGACCGUCGCCAUCACAGGCGGAGCACGUGGUCUAGGUAUUACUCUUGCCAUCGCCGUCGUUGAAGCCGGCGGUAGCGUAGCUUGUCUCGACAUUCUCGAGGAGCCAUCGCAAGCAGAAUGGGCACAGCUCAACAAGAUCGCCACAGCCAACAAAGCUUCAGUAUCGUACCGAAAAUGCGAUGUCACAGAUGAGCAAUCUGUUGAGACAGCGAUGAAGGAGAUCUCAGCUGAGGCUGACAAGUUCCGUGCUCCUUUCUGGGGAACCAUUGCUUGUGCUGGUAUCCAGCAGCAGAUCGCUGCUCUUGACUAUCCCGCUGCCGACUUUGACCGCAUCCUGCGAGUCAAUGUUACAGGCGUCUUCAAUACUUGCAAGUAUGCUGCGAAAAUACUGCGAGAGAAGGACAGACCCGGUAGCAUUGUGAUGAUUGGAAGCAUGUCCGGCAACAUUGCCAACCGAGGUCUCUCUUGCACCGCAUACAACUCCAGCAAAGCCGCAGUUCAACAAAUGUGUCGAUCGGUUGCUCAGGAAUGGGGUCAAUACGGCAUCCGAGUCAACACUCUGUCUCCCGGCUACAUCCGAACCGCCAUGACCGACCAACUGCUCCAAGAGAACCCCGAGGUCGAGAAGACGUGGAUGGCUGGUGCCCUUCUGGGACGUCUGGGUGCGCCCGAGGACUUCAAGGCGCCCGCUGUGUUUUUGUUGUCCGAGGGUGCUUCUUUUGUUCACGGUACGGACUUGAGGGUUGACGGAGGACAUUGCGCGUCUGCAUAG